This is a messenger RNA of Anolis sagrei ordinatus, 1257 nucleotides long. It is a transcript of the gene IMMP2L, whose product is annotated as inner mitochondrial membrane peptidase subunit 2. Gene Ontology annotation, cellular component: mitochondrial inner membrane peptidase complex; membrane. Gene Ontology annotation, molecular function: serine-type endopeptidase activity. The record is from RefSeq and is a predicted model, not a curated record. Lineage: Eukaryota; Metazoa; Chordata; Lepidosauria; Squamata; Anolidae.
AGGCCCCGCCCCUCUGCUGCCUGCGUCACGCGGGAGCCCCUCCUCCUCCUCGUGUCAGCGCCGAAAAGUGAUGAUGGCACAGACACAAGGCUUUGGGAGAAAGUACAUUAAAGCCUUUUUGAAAGGCUUCUUCGUUGCUGUUCCUGUGACUGUGACUUUCCUCGACAGAGUGGCUUGCAUUGCGAGAGUAGAAGGGGCUUCGAUGCAGCCUUCUUUGAAUCCAGAAGAAAGGCAGGUGUCGGAUGUAGUGCUUUUAAACCACUGGAGUAUACGGAACUAUGAAGUACAACGUGGAGACAUAGUUUCACUGGUGUCUCCAAGAAACCCAGAACAGAAGAUCAUUAAGAGAGUAAUUGCUCUUGAAGGGGACAUUAUCAAAACUAUAGGCUACAAAAAGAAGUAUGUGAAAGUUCCACAUGGCCAUAUAUGGGUAGAAGGGGACCAUCAUGGACAUAGCUUUGACAGCAAUGCCUUUGGCCCGGUCUCUCUUGGACUUUUACAUGCCCGAGCUACGCAUAUACUCUGGCCUCCGGAGCGUUGGCAGAAGUUACAUCCCCAGCUUCCUCCAAAACGCCAACCACUCCAGGAUGAGGAGGAAUGAUCAAUUUGUAUCUGGAUGGAAAUCAAGCUUUUGAGUCUAGUAUUAAGUAUAGGAAAGAGGUUGGCAACGCAUAUCAGCUAAUGAAAGAGCUGCCAACUGUGCAGAAUCGAUGCAAGCAAAUAUCUUUUCAUUAUUGUAAAUUAAAAUGGGCAUUUUAUGUAAUCACAUGAAAUGGUACAAUGUGAAGCAACUGUGUCUUGAUUUUGACAUUUCCGCUUCAUAGAAGCUGUAUGGUGCUUAAGAAUAUUAUAGUACCUCUAAUGAUAUGGGAAGUUUAGAAAAAUCAUUUUACAUGUUUUAAUUUGUUUGUUUUUUUAGUAAUAGGACAAAUCUUAACAUUUGUAUUGUAUUGCAAAAAAUAAACAAUAAAAUAAUUCACUGUUAUUGCCAAGACAGAAUAUGUCUUUUAACACUCUGGGUGGCAGAAUAAUUGUUUGUAUUGAAUGAAUAGUCUUUUUAGUCCUGGAAAAUUUGUUGUUCAAUCUAUCUAUAAAAGUAAUGUUUGAAAAAAGGAGCUUUCAUUACAUGAUUUUUAUUACUUGUAUAUUAUUAAUGUCAUAAUUAUAUUGAAUAUGAAUUUGUUUUUCAUUAAUGUUUCAUAUAAAUAUUCCUGAUGUAUCCAGUUGCUGAUAGAAUAAAUACAUUUCCAAUUGAAA